Neltuma alba is the source of this 1299-nucleotide messenger RNA. RefSeq names its product nitrogen regulatory protein P-II homolog. Lineage: Eukaryota; Viridiplantae; Streptophyta; Magnoliopsida; Fabales; Fabaceae. Gene Ontology annotation, cellular component: chloroplast thylakoid; cytosol. The record is from RefSeq and is a predicted model, not a curated record. The transcript has 7 exons. Gene Ontology annotation, biological process: regulation of nitrogen utilization. Gene Ontology annotation, molecular function: ATP binding; enzyme regulator activity. Bases 153 to 776 code for a protein of 207 amino acids.
AUUUCCGUUCUCGAUCCCCCUCAACAUCAUCGCCAUGAACAGUAUGGUACUGGGCUUUUGUUUCGCUUGAGUCAUCGGUUUCUGCCCUUCCUGGUCGAAACACGAGUAGCGUUCAGUUCGCGGUUCUGCUCAUCUCCUGUUUCUGGGAAAUAAUGACCUCUAUCUUGGCAAGAUCCCUCCUUAUUAGUCCUUCAAACUUUCAUCUCAAAAAAUUCGAAGUCCCUUUUCAAGAUUACAGAUCGAUUGCUCCCAGUUUCCAUAGUUAUGAAUUUCCUUGCCUCGCCCUUAGACACAAACGCAAUGCCACGGCCCCGAUUGUCCCCAAAAUCAGAGCUCAGAGUCUUCCCGAUUAUGUUCCCGAUUCCAAGUUCUACAAGGUGGAAGCGAUUCUCAGGCCUUGGCGAGUCCCUCAUGUUUCUUCGGAUUUGUUGAAAAUGGGAAUCCGUGGCGUCACAGUAUCUGAUGCCCGGGGCUUUGGAUCUCAGGGUGGUUCAAAAGAGAGGCAGGGAGGCUCUGAAUUUUCUGAAGACAAUUUUGUCGCCAAAGUUAAGUUGGAAAUAGUAGUGAGCAAGGGUCAGGUUGAAGCAGUUAUAGACAAGAUUAUCAAGACAUCAAGAACAGGGGAGAUUGGUGAUGGCAAAAUUUUUUUUGUUUUAGGGAUGUUGAUGGGCUGUCUCAAGUUGAUCAUUACGUAUUCUCAUGUAGUAGAUAUCCCUCUACUUCGUCUCCAGGGAGAAUGGAUUUUCCAAACCCGAGAUUGUGUAAAGCUUAAUUGAUUUCCUGCUGAGCAAUUAAUUGCUUUUCUGUCUACGUGCUAGAGAUGAGUAAUUAGUAAAGUUUUUCAACUAAAAGCCAAGAGAAAGAAAAGAAUUAUGCAGAUUAAGUGAAAUGAUUAAUUAUAUAGCAGUGAGUUCAGAUACUAGAACAUUGAAAGUGCCCCCAUGCCGCAGAACUUUUGCAUCACACAGCAGAUGAAGUUUAAUGUGUGCUUCUCUUUUCACUUCUACUUGUGACAAGGUUAGAACUGAGGAAGUAAAAUACUUCAAUUCUGGUUUAGUUUCAUAUCCUCGUGUGCAUCAAACUUACUACACUGCAUGGAAGAUUUGGCGUUGGAUGGGCUGUUUCAAGAACCAUCAGGAUAACCGGACGUGAAAGUUUAGACUAACCUGAUGCGCAUUUCUUGCGAAUGGAAUUGGGUCUAUUAACUUGCCUAGGUUCGCAUAAUGGAUGUUUUGGUGAAAGAAAGAACAAUGCUACGAUCUAUAUAUUGAAGAAAAUAUUUUAUUUUAAUGUCGUCAC